CUGGGUGUGGCUCGCUCCAGAGGCAGCCAGCUAAGAUCCACUCACUCCACUCUUGGCCCUGGACGGACAGAGACGGGACAGGCAGACCCUCCGCCCACCGGCACGACUGGUCCUUCCCAGGAAGAAGCAGAGGCUCACAAUGCUGACCACUGCUUUAGGCACCUACAUGGGCCUGUUGGUGGCAGCAUCAGUGGCAGGCUGUGACCCUACCCAACUGGACACCCUCAGCCUCCCAUGCAUCCACAGGCGCCAGAAGAGAGACUGGAUUUGGAACCAGAUGCAUGUUGAUGAAGAGAAAACUGAUCCUUUACCCUAUUAUGUGGGCAAGCUCAAGUCGAGUGUGAACCGCAAGAACGCCACGUAUGUGCUCAAAGGAGAGGCCGCUAACAGCAUUUUCCAGGUCAAUGCAGACACAGGGGAUGUGUAUGCUUUUGCGAGGCUCGACCGGGAGAAGGUCUCCGAGUACUCCCUCGUUGCCCUCAUUGUGGACAAAGACACUAACAAAAACCUGGAGCCUCCUUCCAACUUCACUAUCAAAGUUCAUGACAUAAAUGACAACUGGCCUGUGUUCACCCAUCGGUUGUUCAAUGCCUCGGUGCUCGAGAUGUCACCUGGGGGGACCUCAGUCAUGCGUUUAACAGCAGUGGAUGCAGAUGACCCCACUGUGGCAGACCACGCCACUGUUAUGUACCAAAUCCUGAAGGGGGGUGAGAAUUUUGCCAUCGACAAUUCAGGAUUAAUUUCCACUGCAAAGCAAAACUUGGAUCGAGAGGUACAGGCCAGCUAUGAGAUCGUGGUGGAAGCACGAGAUGCCGAGGGCCUCCAAGGAGAAUCAGGCACAGCCACCGUGCUGAUCACUCUGCAAGAUGUCAAUGACAACUUCCCCAUCUUCGCUCAGCCAGCCAUGUACACAUUUGUGGUGCCUGAAGACAUCCGCGUGGGCAGCUCUGUAGGUUCUCUUUUUGUUGAGGACCCAGAUGAGCCUCAGAACCGGAAGACCAAGUUUGACAUCGUGCAGGGCGAGUACAGAGACACCUUCACUAUCGACACGGAUCCUACCCGCAAUGAGGGCAUCAUCAAGCCCAUGAAGCCCCUGGACUAUGAGCUCAUCCAAAAAUACUCAUUCGUCGUCGAGGCCACAGACCCUACUAUCAACCUUGGAUACCUGAGAGGCAUCACGGGCAAAAACAAAGCCCGUGUCGUCAUCAAUAUCUUGGAUGUGGAUGAGCCUCCUGUCUUCCAGAAGCGCUUCUAUCACUUCCUGUUGAACGAGAACCAGAAGAAAAAUCUAAUAGGUUCAGUGCUAGCCAAGGACCCUGACAAGGCUGGGCGUAAUAUUGGAUACUCCAUCCGCAAGACUAGUGACAAGGGCCAAUUCUUCCGAAUAACCAAGCAGGGUGACAUUCACUGUGAGAAAGAACUGGACAGAGAAAUCUACCCCUGGCACAACUUGACUGUGGAGGCCAAUGAGCUAGAUCCUAAUGGGAACCCCACAGGCAAAGAAUCUAUUGUCCAGGUGCACAUUGAAGUUUUGGAUGAGAAUGACAAUGCCCCAGAGUUUGCUCAACCCUAUGAGCCCAAAGUGUGUGAAAAUGCAGCCCAGGGCAAGCUGGUUGUGCAGAUCUCUGCAGUAGACAAGGACAUAACGCCACAAAAUGUCAAGUUCAAGUUUGCCCUGGGGACUGAUGACAGCAACUUCACCCUCAUAGACAAUCACGAUAACACAGCCAACAUCACAGUCAAGUAUGGGCCGUUUGACCGGGAGCAUGCCAAGUUCUACUACCUGCCUGUGCUCAUCUCGGACAACGGGUCCCCAAGCCUGACGGGUACCAGCACGCUGACCGUGGUUGUGUGCAAGUGCAACCAGCAGGGCACGUUCACCUUCUGUGAGGAGGCAGUCGCCCAGGCAGGCGUCAGCAUCCAGGCACUAGUGGCCAUCUUCCUCUGCAUCCUCACCAUCACAGUGAUCACCCUGCUCUUCUUCCUGCGGAGGCGGCUGCGGAAGCAGGCCCGCGCCCACGGCAAGGGCGUGACCGAGAUCCACGAGCAGCUGGUCACCUACGACGAGGAGGGCGGCGGCGAGAUGGACACCACCUGCUACGACGUGUCCGUGCUCAACUCGGCGCGGUCGGGCGCGGCCAAGCCCUUGCGGUCCGUGUUGGACGCGCGGCAGCCCAUCUACGCCAAGGCACAGAAGCCACCGCGGGUGGCGCCAGGGGUGAUGCCCGGAGUGCACGGCGGGCCCGGGGAGAUGGCCGCAAUGAUCGAGGUGAAGAAGGACGAGGCAGACCACGACGGCGGCGGCCCGCCCUAUGAUACCCUGCAUAUCUACGACUACGAGGGUUCUGAGUCCAUCGCCGAGUCGCUCAGCUCCCUAGGCACCGAUUCGACCAACUCUGACAUCGAUUACGACUUUCUCAACGACUGGGGGCCCAGGUUCAAGAUGCUGGCCGAGCUGUACUCCAACCCCUGGGAUGAUCUGGUAUAUUAGGGGUCACAGACCUCUGGGCCUGGGGACUCAAACCCAGGGCAGCCCGGGUCAGUCGGACAGCAGACAUCAAGCCCUCCAGAGUGGCACUGACUCCCCAGCCCAGCACCCCUUCCUCGUGGGUACCAAAGACCUCACCAUGCCCAGGGUAGCAAGCUCCAGACUCCUGAAAUACCCAGGAACAUAUUUCAGUGAUGGCUACUCCGUAAAUGCUGGAAAGGCUGGGCUCCUGUACUGUCGAGGCUGGGACAUCCACGUCACCUUGUUGCCCCUGAGCCACAGAUCUAACUCAAAAACUCUCUUUGGCUCAGCAAAGCUCCCAAGCCAACCAGCCUGGGUCAGCUGCCAGCAGGAUCUUCCCCUGAGGUCACCAAACUCACUGGUGUGAUCUUGGUGACUGCCUGGUGGCAGAGGUCUGGACAGUAGAUCUGUGGGACAGGACUCUGUGGCCCAGUCCCCAAGGAUACUGACUGUCAUCGCGCCCUGUCUGGAGCUCCAGCUCUGUCUGCUGUGACCCCUCACAUUCUCCCAGGGCCCCACCACUCCCCAGCCCCUCCCGGGCCUCUCAAGAGGGACGAAGGGACCACAUGGCAGCUGCUGACCCUGGGUCCUACAGUGACCUUGCUGGCCUGCCGCUCCAGUAACUGUGCUCUACUGAGCGAGGGUUGACUCAUUCCGCCAAAUUCAGGGAAAUGGCUUGUUGAACUUAAAGCAACUGUGAAUUCAUCCUGUAGGGGACAGUGGUGACCAAGAGUAACAGAUCAUAGGGUGAAGGCCACCUCCACACCCACCGCCUCUGGAGAGGGCACGGAGCAGCUGAGACCCUGAUCUGACACUCAUCAGCACUCACCUAGGCUUGCCUGUGAAGGGGCAGAUGAUUUUGGAGCAGAAGACACCUCCAUUACCUGGUCACUCCUGCUUUUUCUUUCUUCUCUUUCUCUACUUAAUGCUUGACUUCAAAGGAACCAUGAUGUGGCCCUCAGCAAGUCCAGCAAUGCCCACACCCAAACACGGACUGCAGACUGUGUGACAGGCCUUGCCUUUUCCGUUUUUUGCCUUGUUGCCAGGUCUCAGGGAACCAGCCCUCAGGCACACUGCAGAAGGCGAGGCCCUGCCCUGCCCCAGCCCUCCAGCCCCUGGUCUCUGUGUAGCUUGCAGAGAGCCGCAUGCAGAACUUCCCACUACAAAUGCACCUUGAGGAGGCAGCAUUCAGACAGAGAGCAGGGAGGAGACACACACUCCAGCUUACCCCUCAUCACAAACCACUCUGCCCAGUCUCACAAACCACAUGAUCUCUCAUACUGCAGGGGCCUGGAGAGAACACUGACAUUAUUUUUGACUAAUCAUUAGUUUUUUAUAACAACUUUUUUUUUUUUUACUAAUAAUACUGACAAAUUUCUAGCUCCCACAAACAUAUAGAAUAAGAGUUUGGCAUAAUAAGCAGACUGUUAUUUAGAUUAACAAUUUUAAUGCAGGUUUUGUCAUUGGACAAACAAUUCCUAUAACCUUCUAUUUCCUAUCAUUGUAGUGAUUCCUCUACAGAUAGCGAUUAUAUUUUGGCCACACUGGUGCAUGAGGUGUACUGUAUUUUUUUAUGCCUAAAUAAAGAAAAUUCUUGAAAUUUUUCCAUCUCUAGAGCUGAGAGCAUGCAUGGGAAACACACACAUGCAUAUACAAGUAUAUAUCAGCACUAUCAUCAGAGAGCAGGGAGACACUGGAGUCACUAGAAAAUGAUUUGUAACAGAAAGACCCAGUCCCACACCCAGCCCCAGUGCAUGCUCAACCCUCCAGCUUCCUCCUCCUGUCUAUACAGCAGGCAUGGCCUCUGGCACUUGGGACUGCAACACCAUUUGCAAGUGGCAAAUGAAGAACCAGCGUCUUUCCUGGGCAUGCAUACUGCCUUGCCCAUGUGUGUGGACUUCGAAAUUCCUAGGAAUAUGCUAGAGCUUUUAAAAAUCCCUUAUGGAUGAACACUCCUCAACUUUUCCUUUUAAAAUUUGGGGUCAGCUUCUUGUUUGUCCCAGCUGCUCUCACCAGCUGAGACAGGGUCGUUUUAAACAGUCACUGCUGAUUGUUUUUAACAAAUGCCCCCAAGGAAAGGCUGCUUGCAUUGAGCUGCAAACCGGGUCAAACAACACAGUCUUGUAAAUGGGGUCUUCCAGGGAACCACCAGACAGGUGAAAUGACAGUUACCCAGAAACCAGGCUUUGGAGUACGCCCACCCUAUUCUGUCCCUUCCAGGGCUGCUGACUUUCACUGUGAUUGGGAACUACUGGGAGUCAAGGCUACCUCUAGAUUUGGGUGUGGAGGUCAGAACUAGGACAUUAAAAUGCCACAAAGCCAACCA
Molecule: messenger RNA, 4835 nt
Organism: Heterocephalus glaber (naked mole-rat)
Lineage: Eukaryota; Metazoa; Chordata; Mammalia; Rodentia; Bathyergidae
Gene: Cdh5
Product: cadherin 5
Biological process (GO): adherens junction organization; homophilic cell-cell adhesion; cell-cell junction assembly
Cellular component (GO): plasma membrane; adherens junction; bicellular tight junction
Molecular function (GO): cadherin binding; calcium ion binding; protein phosphatase binding
Source: RefSeq, a predicted model, not a curated record